This is a messenger RNA of Apis laboriosa (Himalayan honeybee), 1359 nucleotides long. Its product is annotated as GTP-binding protein 10 homolog. The transcript has 4 exons. NCBI's taxonomy places the organism in Eukaryota, Metazoa, Arthropoda, Insecta, Hymenoptera, Apidae. The record is from RefSeq and is a predicted model, not a curated record. Gene Ontology annotation, molecular function: GTPase activity; magnesium ion binding; GTP binding. The coding region runs from base 147 to 1322 and encodes 391 amino acids. Gene Ontology annotation, cellular component: mitochondrion.
CGAUAUUAUCAAAGUAAAUUAAUAUUAUAAUUAAAUUUAAUAAUAUUAUGAUAUCAAGAAAAUUAUUAUAAAAUUAGAUAUUAAUAAUUUACACUUUUAUAUAUAUUCAUUUCUAAAUUCGAUGCAGUAACUUUUAAUAAGAAAGAAUGGUUAUAUUAACACGAGUUUUAGGUUGUACGGCAAAAUUACACAAUUACACAAGGAAAUAUAAUCGACAAGGCUUAAUUGACAGUUUGCGUCUUCAUGUAACUGGAGGUACAGGUGGUUCAGGAUUACCUUCUUAUGGUGGGUUAGGUGGACCGGGAGGAAAUGUUUAUCUUAUUCCAGAAAAAAAAUUAACAUUAAAAAAUGUUAAAUAUAAAUUAAACAAUAUGAAAUUAAAAGCAGGAAAAGGAAGUGAAAGUUCCAAAAAAGGUCUUAUUGGAAUACCUGGAAAAGAUUUAAAUAUAAGUGUACCAAUUGGUAUCACUGUUUAUGAUGAAAAUCACAUUAAACUUGGAGAAAUAAAUUCACAGGAUACAAAAUUAAUGAUAGCUAAAGGUGGAAUAGGAGGCUGUGAACAAACAGGAUAUUGUGGACUCAAAGGUGAAAGUCGCACUAUAAUUCUUGAUCUUCAGUUACUUGCUGAUGUUGGUUUAAUAGGUUUUCCAAAUGCAGGAAAGAGUACAUUUUUAAAUGCAAUUUCAAAAGCAAAACCAAAGAUUGCUAAUUAUCCAUUCACAACAAUAAAGCCACAAAUAGGCAUUGUAAAAUAUAAAGACUAUAGACAGAUUUCCAUUGCGGAUUUACCAGGUUUAAUAGAAGAUGCUCAUAUUAAUAAAGGAAUGGGUCAUAAAUUUUUAAAACAUGUAGAAAGAACAAAAUUACUGUUAUUUAUUGUAGAUAUUCAAGGAUGUCAAGUUUCUAUAAAGCACAAACAUAGAUCUUGCCUAGAAACCAUUCUUUUAUUGAAUAAAGAAAUUGAACUUUAUAAACCUGAUUUAUUAGAUAAACCUGCAAUGAUUAUAAUAAAUAAAAUGGAUACAAAGGGAGCAGAUGAAAUCUAUAAUGAAAUUAAACCAAAAUUAAAUAAUCUAUCAAAAUUCCUUCCAGAAUUUGAUAAAUCAAUACAGCCAACAAAAACAUUGCAAUUUGAUAAUGUUUUAACAACUUCUUUGAUUUUAAAAGAUGUAAAUGAAAUACAGAAAAUAAAAAUAAAAAUUAGACAAAUUAUUGAUGAAUAUGAAGAAAAUAUUUCUCUUAGAAAUUUUAAUUUAAAUGCAGAUAAUUUAUAUACAAAAUUAAAACAACAAACAAAGAGAUAUGCGCCAAUAUUUGUGUAAUUUAUUUCAAUAAACAAAUAAUUUAAAAAAGUAAAAA